Molecule: messenger RNA, 386 nt
Organism: Pogonomyrmex barbatus (red harvester ant)
Lineage: Eukaryota; Metazoa; Arthropoda; Insecta; Hymenoptera; Formicidae
Gene: bsk
Product: mitogen-activated protein kinase dJNK
Biological process (GO): protein phosphorylation
Molecular function (GO): ATP binding; MAP kinase activity
Source: RefSeq, a predicted model, not a curated record
AACGGAAGGGAGGAAUAUGGGAUCCUUCGUGGCAUCCUGAAUCGGUAUGUGUUUUAUCACAUUUUACAAGUGUUUGCAGUUGUCGAUUAACUAUACUUAUUGGAUAAGUUUGAAAAAGGGAUCUUUAACCUACGUCGCGGCCAUCUUCUUCUUCUUCUUCCUCGUCGGAUCCCUGCUUCCGCACCCGUCUCGCACGGACGUAUCAGCGUUUCGCCGUCGCAUCCCACAAUGGCCGCCUGUUUAUGACAAUUCGGAGGCACGUAUCAUAGGGACUCAUCGGGCAGCAACGUGCUGAGGCGCGACCUGCCGCAGGAGCGGUCUGACCUGGCACUCGCAGGUGCAGCGCGGCACAACGGGAACACCCACCUGCAUUGUCACCGCAACUA